UAUCAAAAACAAAAACAAAAACAAAUCUGGUGUGCCUAACUGCACAAUCUUCCUCUUUGUUUCAAUCAGCCGUCGUCACGCAUAGACAGAUCCCUGAGACUGAAAACCCUCUCUUUCUAAUUUGAUCUCCAUUUUCAUCUCUCGAGAUUUUUAGACUCUAACCCUUGAAAAUUUUAAAUUAUUCGUGUCUCUGCGUCGAUUACAAGAAUCAAUUUUCAUCAAGGGUUGUUUAAAACCCAUCUGGGGUUUGUUUUGAUCAGCAAGACACCCACCCAGAUGAUGGGUUUUUAAUCCUUUUACACUAUUCGUUGCUUCUAAUCUUUGAAUUCACGAUGUGGGUUCGUUGAGAAUUUGGGAUUCCAAUUAUGGGUUUUGCUAAACUUUUAAAUUUGAUGUGGGUUUUCGAGGUUGGUGUAGUUAGGUUAAAAUCCUGAAUUAAUCCUUCAUACCUCCUUUUCAGAUUUCAAAAUUGGGUUUCCGGGUCUCAGUUAAUGUUUUCUAUUUUACUUUCUGAUUUCAUAAUCUACUGAUUCCAUUGCUUUCGAUACUGCUCCAUUGGCUUCAAUGUUUAUCUGAGAUUGCUAUCAAUUCCGUCAUCGAAUCUCAGAGCAGAUUCCGAGAUUAUAAGUUUUUUGGAGCAGUGAAAUCCACAUAGUUUCCUAUUUUAUAAAAAUGUCCGGUGGCACCCCAACUGCUGGUGGCCUUAUGCGGCAGAGACACAGUCAAGGCUAUGCAUCAAGCGGCGACGAUCUUGAAGACGAUGCUUGUUCUAGAAAUCGGUCUCAAUCACCUGCUUUUCCUACAACAAGAACAUGGGUUGAGGUUUUAGAGAAUGUACUCUGGAUUGCUUCUGCAGUUUUUAUCGUAUACUUGGGAGAUUGGCACUCAAACUUGAUUUAUAUCUUGUUUCAUGAUGGUAGGAUUAGAAGAAUACCGUUGUAUUUGGGGGUGUUUGGUGUGAGUUUGAACUUUCUCUAUUUCUUGUAUACAAGUAUGUUAGUGUGGGGUGUCCGAAAGUCUAGUGAGAAGUGGGAGAUAUCAAGUACAGAUGCCCUCCCCUUUGUUACAAUACUCGGACUCAUAUCUUUUUCUUUGUUCUGUUUUGCUUUGUGGCCAAUUUGGAGUUUCUUGACCCUCCCUCUUGUGUUCACAUUGUUCAUGGCUUGCAUGGUGAUAUUGCCAUACAUGGUUCUUGAGACAUUCAAGCAGCAACCAUCAGAUAUGUUUCGAAUUGAUUGAAAAAUUAUGGUGCUUUGUUCAUAUUUUGACAUUGAUUGAAGGUAAUUAUGCUUUCAAUUUGUAAACGAUACUAACAUCAAAACAGGCGAAUAUUUCUUUUUCUUGAAUCAAUCGGUUUCUUUCUUUUUUUUUUUUUUUUUUUUUUUAAAGAAGACAUCAGUUAGUGAAAGUAGAAGAAAUCUCGGGUGAAUUUUAGUUAGAAUUGAUAGAGAAGGAACAAGUUUCAUAGUGAUUUGAGUGAUAGUUUGAAAGGUUUUCUUGUGGAAUUGGUUUGUUACUUUAUAUUAUGAUUUAUAUAUUGUUUUUCAUUUUAUAGCUAUA
Molecule: messenger RNA, 1560 nt
Organism: Lactuca sativa (garden lettuce)
Lineage: Eukaryota; Viridiplantae; Streptophyta; Magnoliopsida; Asterales; Asteraceae
Product: testis- and ovary-specific PAZ domain protein
Source: RefSeq, a predicted model, not a curated record